AUGGGCAAAGUAAUUGUUUUAGGAGCAGGAGUUGUGGGACUAUCUACAGCACUUGAGCUUGUCCAGAGAGGUCACGAGGUUGACAUUGUUGCUCGUCACUUGCCGGGUGAUAUUGAUAUAGAGUAUACAAGUCCUUUUGCGGGUGCCAAUUGGUCGAGCUUUGCCGAAACCGACGAGGAACAGGAAUGGGACAAGCUCGGAUACGAAAAGCUACUCGAGAUUGCAAAAACCGAACCCGGGGCUUCUGUUUGGGCCAAAAGAUCUCUGAAUUAUAACCGAGAACCGGCUCCAAGGCUUGCUUCGGUUGUCAAGGAUUUGCGCAUUUUGCCUGAGAAUGAGCUUAUUCCAGGAACUCACUGCGGUUUCGAAUACACCUCGAUCGUGAUCUCUGUUGGAACCUAUCUUGCAUAUCUUUCUCAGAAAUUGAUGGCCGCUGGGGUUGUAAUCAGACGUGCCCAUGUGGCACAUAUAAAGGACGUGGCCUCAUACUAUACCAAGGGAACUCCUGAGGUGAUUGUCAACUGCUCCGGAUUACUUGCACGCAAGUUGGGAGGUGUUGAAGAUAAGGCUGUUUAUCCAAUCAAAGGUCAAAUCUUGUUGAUUCGAAACAAUUGCUCCACACUGCUUUCUGUUUCAGGUACUGAGGGUCCCGAUGAGGAGGCAUUCUACAUUUUCCCCCGAAAAGAGGGCGGUGGUAUCAUUGGUGGUUCUUACGUACCAAAUGAUUGGAGUGCUGAUAUUAGCGAGGGCUUCAUUGAACGUACCAAGCAAAAAGUGGCUAAGUACUGCCCAGAGCUUCUUGAAGAGGGGCCUCUUGAUAUCUACAAGGCUGUUGUCGGCCUCCGUCCUGGUAGAGAAGGUGGUGUCAGGAUCGAGAAGGAGACGAUUCCUGGUGUAGGUAAUGUGGUGCACAAUUACGGCUGUGGAGGGUGUGGUUACCAGAAUUCGCACGGUAUGGCAAUCAAGACGGCGAAACUUGUGGAAGAAUUCUUGAAAAAAUGA
Kuraishia capsulata CBS 1993 is the source of this 1002-nucleotide messenger RNA. RefSeq lists its product as uncharacterized. The coding region runs from base 1 to 1002 and encodes 333 amino acids. NCBI's taxonomy places the organism in Eukaryota, Fungi, Ascomycota, Pichiomycetes, Pichiales, Pichiaceae. Gene Ontology annotation, molecular function: FAD binding; D-amino-acid oxidase activity. The record is from RefSeq and is a predicted model, not a curated record. The transcript has 2 exons.